This is a messenger RNA of Rubroshorea leprosula, 3165 nucleotides long. Lineage: Eukaryota; Viridiplantae; Streptophyta; Magnoliopsida; Malvales; Dipterocarpaceae. The record is from the annotation of a GenBank genome assembly.
AACCAUGAAAGGAGUUGGUGUGUCUCUAAAUAUGAUGGAUGGUCCCUUGAGUAGUUUGCUGUAGCGCUUUCCAUCUAUGGUUCAUAUGGGGGUACCGCAGAAGGUACAAAACAACCAGACUUGUUGAUGACACCAUCAGAGUAUCUUAGUUUUGGAAGAGUUAUCUGAUUCCUGGCUCUUCAUCUUCUUUUCCCAAGUGCUUCAGCUAUCAUGUCCGUAUUCCACUUGGUAUAUUUCAUCUGGGUGUUUUUGUCAGUAAGCUUCUCUGUCUUUCUUGGCUCUGCUUCAUGGUGCCCACACCAAUUUGUUCAACAGAUGAUGAAUCGACAAUUCCAGCAGAAAACUGAUCGGUUCUGGGAGUUUCAAGAGCAAUCUAACACCUGGGUUGAAGUGAAGCUUCCUUUUGAUCUUGUCUCAUGUGUUGAUGAUAACUGCAUCAAAGUGGGAUUGAUUGAUCAGACAAAAAAGAUCAAGGAAGAGCAGUCACAGGAAGAAGGAUAUGAUAGUCCUGAAGAAAGGAAGAGCAUGAAAAAGAAGGAUCAUGAUGGAGGAGGAGGAAUUGAAGACAACUCUCUUGUGGUUUUGCCUAUGAGAAAAAGAAUUUCUUUGACUAAGAUGUCUGAGACAUCCAUUUGGGUCACUGGUGAAAGUGGGUCUAUCUAUGAGAGGUUCUGGAAUGGAGUUCAGUGGGUGAUAGCACCGCAUAACUUACCUAUAUCAGCAGGGCAUGCAAUCUCUGUAUUAGAAGUCAAUCAGACAAUCCUUACCAUAUCAGAAGAAGGGAAGCUAUACCAGAUGCAACUGAAUGAGAACUCGCAACCAAUUUGGGUAGAGUUCAUGCCUGCAUUUUUCAAUCAAGGAACAAAUGAAGAAGCAGAACAGAGUUCAGAGAUUCAAAUAAAGUCUGGUGUUGUUUCACAUGAUGGGCUGAGAGUUUAUUUCUGCACUAAGAGUGGGUUGUUGUUGGAACUUAUUGAUGUUGAACAGUUGAGUUGGGAGAAUCACAGCCGACCACCAGGAGCAGAUGUUGCAGCAAUAGCUGAUGCUGCUUCAAUUAGAACAGAAGUAGUAUAUACCAUAAGUUCUACAGGUGAUCUCUAUGAACAUGAUAAAAGCUCAAGGCCAUCAUGGAAGAAGCAUAUACGGAAAGAAGGAAGAGAAGAAGAUAGUUCUGUUAUACCCUUACUGGGUUGUACCUUACAUGGCCUGAGUGGAGACCACUCUGUAUCAUUGUUUCUUCUAACAAAGGGUGGUAAAUUGAUUGAAAGAAGGCUACACCAAAGGAAAUGGAAAUGGAUGACCCAUGGAAGUCCAGAAGAUCAUCACCUGACAUCUAUCAUACCAGAGCUGCAAGAUGAGACAAAUGAAAAGUUCUUUUCAUUAUUUCUUACUACAGCCACUGGAUAUGUUUUUGAGUAUCGAUUACCAAAACAGUCAGGUAUAGAUCGAGACAACCAAAUUUCAGAAGCAUGGUUGAAUCAUAUGCAUCCACCAAAUACAAAAGCUGCAAGAGGUAUUUCUGGGAUAAAAUUUCAGCCCGGCAGGAUACUGUUUCCACUGGAUGAUGGUAGACUAGCAGAACUACAUAUACCUGGUCAAGGUGGGGAAAGUUCAGGGCCAACAUAUCAAUUUAACACCCGAAGGAAAUCACCAAAUAAGUACAUCUGGUCAAUAUUAGACGCACCAGAGACUGAAGGAUGGAAUGCAGAGUACUGUACAGAAGAACGUGGACCUAUGAAUUGCUUUUCAGGUACAAAAGAUGAAUUAAAUGAUUUAGGAAUGGCUAGAUCAACUAGAAGACGGAAGGGUAACCAAGCACAGCAUGAUUACUUAACUCCAGGCACAUCCAAUGUUAAACUAGUUAGAUCAUCAGAAGAAUACAGUUUACCAUAUAACUGGAUCAACACUAACUUCCGCUUGAGAGUAAUGCAAGAGGGUAGAUCAUUUUUCCUCAUUACAGAUGGUGGUUUGACUUUUGAAUAUCUUUACACUGAACCUGUAUGGCUCUGGUUAAGGCAUGAUCACUCAACACCUAUGAAAGGUGCACUAGGAAACUACAAUGGAAGUAUUUUUAUGGUCAACACAUAUGGUAGUUUGCUUAUUAGGGAAAGGAGUAGCAAUGAGUUAGCAUGGAUAAAUUGCACUGCUAUGCGGAAAGGAAGGCAAGUUAUUGGAGGCUCUCCGUGGGAUGGAAUGCCAGGUAAAACUAUGAAAGUCACAGCUGAAGAUGCACUAUUCUUGGUGAGCAAAAGUGGAAAACUAUUGCAGUUCACAGUAUUUCUAAGGAAGUUUAAGUGGAAAGACUGUCGAAAUCCUCCAAAUACUAAAGUUGCAUGCAUAGUAGACAAGGAACUGUUCAGGGAAAAUAUAGUGUUUGUCAUUGGAAGAAAUGGCAGGCUAUACCAGUAUAACAAAGUGACUGACUUGUGGCAUGAGCAUCAGCAGUCUCAGCAUUUGAUUCUGUCACGAUCACCAGGAUGUGCUCUAAGGCCAUCAUCAAUGUCACUGACUGGCUCACUAUUCAUGCUUUCAGAAGAUAGUAGAUUGGUUGAAUAUCACUGGAACUCAUGGGAUGGGUGGAACUGGGUGGAACAUGGCACUCCAUACAAAGAUGUAACCUUGGUUGGUUCACCAGGUCCAUGCUAUGAGGGUAAUCUACUAUUUUUGAUUGGUUCAGAUGGACAUGUAUACCUCAGAUAUAUGGACCAAUUUACAUGGAGAUGGAAAAACUGUGGCUACCCAUAUAUUGGAAACAAUGGUAUUGAAGACCAAACAAAAGAUUGGAAUGAAGUUUGUAUUGACAAUGACCUUGCAACUAGCUUGGAGAGUGAUGCAGAAAAUUUAAAUGAUCAUGACAAUAACUGUGACCCCAAGGUCGCAUCUACAAGACCAAUUCCAUUUUCUGAGGAUUCAGUUAUCUUCGAGCUGAGAGAUGGCAGAUUGGCAGAAAUGCAGAGGGUGGAGGGAAUGCAAUGGGUUUGGUCACGCAUCAUUGGCACUCCAUCAAGCUUAUGUGUAGGAAGUUACUGGACUGCUUUGGCAUCAUGAAACCAAACACACUUGAAUCACACAGCAUCUCAUCAAAUACACACCAAUGUACACAAUUACAGGCUACUGCCAAACUAUGUACAUCAGAUACAAGUAUAAUCAAGUUCUAUACUUUUU